Molecule: messenger RNA, 1526 nt
Organism: Thrips palmi
Lineage: Eukaryota; Metazoa; Arthropoda; Insecta; Thysanoptera; Thripidae
Product: lachesin-like
Exons: 11
Coding region: 123-1526 (467 amino acids)
Cellular component (GO): neuron projection
Source: RefSeq, a predicted model, not a curated record
ACCACCCGUACAGUGAGUAUGCGUCAGUGAGGCCCUUCCCUCAGCGGAAAGCAGACGGGAUCGCUAGAUUCUAGCUCAACCGCCGUCAACCGCUCGCCCAGACAGUCGGGUCCCAGUUCGAGAUGGGGCCCCUCUACGCGCCCUUGCUGUCCAUCCUGGUCGGGCUGGUGUCCUCGCACCUGCCCGCUACCGGUCAGGUGCAGCUUCAGCCCAACGAGCCGGAGCCGCAGUUCCUGGCCGCGCUGGAGAACAUGACGGCGUCGCAGGGCCGGGACGUCCAGUUCACAUGCAUCGUGGACCAGCUCGGGCCGUACAGGGUGGCGUGGAUCAAGUCGGACACGAAGGCCAUCCUGGCCAUCCACACCCACCUGGUGGCGCACAACCAGCGGCUGUCCGUCACACACAACGGCCACAACACGUGGCGUCUCCACGUCAACAACGUGCAGCCCUCGGACAACGGCACCUACAUGUGCCAGAUCAACACGGAGCCGAUGCGGUCCCAGAUGGGGUCGCUGUCCGUGGUGGUGCCGCCGGACAUCCUGAGCAACGACUCCUCCGAGACGAGCGGCGUGGCGCGCGAGGGCGGUAGCGUCAUGCUGCGCUGCACGGCCGUCGGCGUCCCCGAGCCCACCGUCAGCUGGCGCCGCGAGGACACCGCCAACAUCGUCUUCAGGCACGACGGCGGCCGCGAGAAGCAGGCCGUGCGGUCGGUGGCGGGGCCGGUGCUGGCGCUCUCCGGCGUCAUGAGGCAGGACAUGGGCACCUACCUGUGCAUCGCCACGAACGGGGUGCCGCCCGCGGUCAGCAAGCGGUACCAGGUGCAGGUCCACUUCGAGCCGCUCAUCAAGGUGUCCAACCAACUGGUGGCGGCCCCGGCCUACAGUGACGUCAUCAUCCAGUGCUACGUGGAGGCCUCCCCGAAGGCCAUGAACACGUGGUGGCGGGAGAGCGCCACCAUGGCGGCGGGCGGCGCCCACGAGAUGGACAAGCUGGUCCAGGGCGACAAGUACAUCAUGCAGGAGAUCCAGCUGUCGGACUACGCCGUGCUCAUGAACCUCACCAUCCGCGGCCUGGCCAAGCGCGACUUCGGCGGCUACGUCUGCUCCUCCGUCAACGUCCUGGGCAAGUCCGAGGGGAACAUCCGCCUGCAAGAGCUGCACCUGCCGGUGUCCCCCAGCACCACGACCUCGACCACGCCGCCGAGGCACUCCCACGACCCGGGCAAGCACCGCAACCGGAACAAGAGCACCAACGCCAACAACAAGACCCCCGCGCACAGCAAGGACACGCUGGCCAAGCAGGGCCGCAAGAAGCAGCCGCAGGAGCAGGAGGGGGCGGCCUCGUCCACGGAGCAGCUGGGCGACAGCACGGCCACGGCCACGGCGCCGCACUGGGACGCGUCCACCAAGUCGCCGCCGCGGCGCCGCGACCGCUGGAACGACAUCCCGGGCUCCACGGACCGCCAGACGCCUGGCGCCGCCCUGCUGGCCGUUCACGACGCCAUGAAUGCUCUUGUUUUGGGAUGA